CCGCAGGGCGCGGUGAAGCGGCAGGCGCUCUACGCCUGCAGCACCUGCACGCCGCCCGGCGCCGAGCCAGCGGGGAUCUGCCUGGCCUGCAGCUACGAGUGCCACGGCACCCACCGCCUCUUCGAGCUCUACACCAAGAGGAAUUUCCGCUGUGACUGUGGAAAUAGCAAGUUCAAAAAUCUGCAGUGCAAGUUACUCCCGGAAAAGGGCAAGGUGAAUUCAGGAAAUAAAUAUAACGACAAUUUCUAUGGAUUGUACUGUACAUGUAAAAGACCUUACCCUGAUCCUGAAGAUGAGAUUCCAGAUGAGAUGAUUCAAUGCAUAGUUUGUGAAGACUGGUUCCAUGGAAGGCAUCUCGGUGCAGUUCCCCCUGAAAGUGGAGACUUCCAUGAAAUGGUGUGCCAGGCCUGCAUGAAACGUUGCCAUUUCCUAUGGGCUUAUGCAUCACAAUUAGCAGUUCCUCCAUUGACCAAAGCAAACUCCCUUGAAGAUGAAGGGAUUGUCCUGAAGGUAGAGGAAAGUGAAGAGCAAAAGAAAGAAAUAAAAAAAGAAAGUGGAGUGGAACACCAUAACACAAAGGAAGAAAAGCAAUCAGAACAAUUUAAUGAGCCAUCCACUAGCUCUGGGUCUGCCUGUCCUGAGGUAGUUACUAAGAGUGAGGAGCCACUCUGCAAGCUAAAAGAGCUCCAAAGCAAGCCAUUUGUGAAAAAAGAUACUGCCACCUUUUGGCCAUCGAACUGGAGGAGCAAGUUGUGCACUUGUGAAGACUGUUUGAAAAUGUACUCAGAGCUUGAAGUCCAGUUCCUGACAGACGAAUGUGACACUGUCUUGGCUUAUGAAAAUAAGGGUACCAGUGACCAAGAGACAGAGAGGAGAGAUCCUUUAAUGGACACCCUUAACAGCAUGAACAGAGUCCAGCAAGUGGAACUCAUCUGUGAGUACAAUGAUUUAAAGACGGAACUGACUGACUAUCUCAGGAGGUUUGCAGAUGAGGGAACGGUGGUUAAAAGAGAAGACAUUCAGCACUUCUUCGAAGAAUUUCAGUCUCGGAAAAGGCGACGGACUAACAGGAUGCAGUACUACUGUAGUUAGACUGAGAGGGUUUGGGUUGAAAGGACAACUGGCAAAACAAUGUUCACUGGCAAACAGAAAAAACAUCUUCAAUUUUUGGCUUCUCAUCAAAAUCCAGCUGUCCAAGAAACAUCAUCAUUUUGUCUUAGACUUCCUUCAUUCGUAUCACUUAAAACAUGGGCUUAACAAAUC
Molecule: messenger RNA, 1263 nt
Organism: Cyanistes caeruleus (blue tit)
Lineage: Eukaryota; Metazoa; Chordata; Aves; Passeriformes; Paridae
Source: RefSeq, a predicted model, not a curated record